Hymenoscyphus albidus is the source of this 744-nucleotide messenger RNA. The record is from the annotation of a GenBank genome assembly. Lineage: Eukaryota; Fungi; Ascomycota; Leotiomycetes; Helotiales; Helotiaceae.
GUCAAACAGUUUCUUGGAAGACUCCAGAAACUCUUCCUCUCUCUAUAUAUAGAGGAAGAGAUUGCAUGUAUGUAGUCUUCACGCACUUCUUAAUUGAAUAUUCGAAACCACACCUUUGAGCUAUUCGAGGUCUGGCCUCUCACAAUAUUCAAGCACCUCAGCCUCCUAUUCAUACCAGUUCAAAGAUGCGUCUCUCUAUGAUGCAAGUUUUCCUUACGGCUCUUACCAUCUUCGCCGCAGCGGAGGCGAAGCGUUGUGAUACUGCUGCAGACUGUUAUGAUGCUGAGUGUCCUGCUCCCUCUGUCCCAUUUUGGUCAGUAAAGAGCUUGUUCAUUAAUCGCUUUAUACUCAUGCUAAUGAUUGUUGUUAUAGUCAACUUGAUGGACCGGGAGGUCGAUGUACAUGUAAAUAAGGAGAGUCGUUAUCCGCUGUGUUCUACAUUCUACCGCAGUCUGGAGAUAAGUUCUUCGACAUUGAAUGCUUUUUACGAAUACUAAUGACUAAAGUUUUAGUGGGAAGUGUAGUGUGCUUACCUCCAAGGCUAAGGAGACAGUUUUCACGUGGUAGUGUUGUAGUUGCCAGGUUGGAACGCUUCAGGAAUGGUUCUGGUUUUGCCGAGUAUUACAAAAGUUCAAAUGUUACAGUACCACUUAAAAAUCUCGAAACGUGCAAAUGAGUGCUUUGUUACUCUUGACAUGUAAACCACCCUAAUAAAUAAACUUUUUCUGGAAACUUCACAAUGGG